Musca vetustissima is the source of this 923-nucleotide messenger RNA. RefSeq names its product potassium voltage-gated channel protein Shaker-like. Gene Ontology annotation, biological process: potassium ion transmembrane transport. The annotation marks the transcript as partial. Gene Ontology annotation, molecular function: delayed rectifier potassium channel activity. Gene Ontology annotation, cellular component: voltage-gated potassium channel complex; membrane. The record is from RefSeq and is a predicted model, not a curated record. Lineage: Eukaryota; Metazoa; Arthropoda; Insecta; Diptera; Muscidae. The transcript is spliced from 4 exons.
AAUUUUCUAGGCGUUGUACUCUUCUCAUCGGCGGUUUAUUUUGCGGAAGCUGGAAGCGAAAAUUCCUUCUUCAAGUCCAUACCCGAUGCAUUUUGGUGGGCUGUUGUCACCAUGACAACCGUUGGAUAUGGUGACAUGACGCCGGUCGGAGUUUGGGGAAAAAUUGUGGGAUCACUGUGUGCCAUUGCUGGUGUCUUGACAAUCGCUCUACCGGUACCGGUUAUUGUCAGUAAUUUCAAUUAUUUCUAUCACCGUGAAACGGAUCAAGAGGAGAUGCAGAGCCAAAACUUCAAUCACGUUACUAGUUGUCCAUAUUUACCUGGUACAUUAGGUCAACAUUUAAAGAAAUCAUCGUUGUCUGAGUCCUCAUCAGAUAUGAUGGAUUUGGAUGAUGGUGUCGAAUCAACGCCGGGACUGACUGAUACGCAUCCUGGUCGUUCGAUGGUUCCAUUUUUGGGAGCCACCCAUCAACAUUCUCAUAUAGCUCCAACAACGGCCUCGUGCGCCACCGCCGCCGCUGGCGUCGCCAAUAAUACGGCGGCGUCUGCUAUAACCACAACCCUGCCAGCAACGCCUCAGCAACAAACGCCAGACAAACAGCAGCAGCAGCACCCGCAGCAACAACACCAGUUGCCACAUCAGCAGCAGCAGCAACAACAAAUCCAGUUGCAAAAUGGCUAUAAACAAUCUGCCAUCAGUGUUACCAGCAGUGGUAACAUCCAGACCCAUAGGCAUAAUAAUGCUUUGGCCGUUAGUAUCGAAACCGACGUUUGACUACUGGUAAAAAAGACGUUACGUGCGAUAUUUUGGCCUUGUACAAUACGUUGGAUGCCAGAAACGACUACCAAAGCUGUUUAAACCAAAAAAAGAACAAAACAAAAAAAUAAUAAUUUAUGCAAAUAUUUAAUUUUAAGUAGUAAUUU